UGAUGCGGGGCUCGAUUCCAGGACCCUGGGAUCCUGACCUGAGCCGAAGGUAGAGGCUUAACUGACUGAGCCACCCCGGUGCCCGCAUGUCACCCUGUUCUUGCAGUGGAAGGGUGAAGCUCAUUUUUAGCAAAUCGCACAGCUUAACCGGGAGCACAUUUCCCCACCCUGAGAAUUCUUGUUGUCGGCCAGACAGUAGCUUUGGAGCGCUGGGUCACCCACCAGGGUUUUAGAUGGUACGUGUCGGAAGUGUAAUUGCCCAGGUAACGGUCAGCCGCAGCGACGGCUUCUGUCUAGACGUUCCGGUGUAUUGUCUGGUGGGCUCUGCAGCAUCGCUCUGGAAGGCAUCCACCGGCCACACCCUCACAAUUUGCACUCCAAGAAACUCCAUCCUUACCGCGGGCCCCACAGAUGACUAAAUAAGAUGUGUGGUUAUUCCCCACAGUUUGGCUGGACUUGUACCGAAGGAGGGGAUUUUUUCUGGUGAUUAUACAGCGAUUUGCAGGCCAGGGUGAGGGCGAUGGUCUGAUGAAGUCAUGACUGCUAGCCCGGCCCAAGUCUUCAGCGCUGGGAAGGCUCGGCUAGACGGAGGUAAGCUCCGGAGCUCGCAUCCUGUUGCGUCAAUAUGUUGCCGAAACUGACCUUCUCGGGACCCUUCUGUCUGGGACUCUUCUGUCUGUGUCGGUUUCCAGCAGAACGCGCUGAGAAAGCUGUCUCAUUCUUCCAGUGGGGCCUUUUCCAUAGUCCCAUCUUGACUCUUCACGGUUUCUUGUUGGUGGUAGCGUCUGUCCCUAGGCUGGCUUUUGUCUCCCAAGAGUAACGAGGAAGAAGUUUGGUCCUUAAUCAAAACAAAGGCACGGCUCUGCCCCCAGGCACCUCUUCUGGGCCCCACCUGUAGGCUCCAGGCAUUGGGUACACAGACCCAGGCUUCCUGGACCACGCAGCCACGGUCCAUGUUCCUGCGGACAGUCAUCCUUAGGCGGACCCCAGUUCGGUCAUCCAGGGAGAGAAUUUUUCUGGUCCCUCAGCAGCGGGAAGGCUGCUCUGCUGGGUGGCCUGGACGUCCACGUGUCAUUCCAUCAUUCAGAGAUGUUUACCUUGUAUGUGCCCAGCACUGUGCUCGCAGCAGGGUACGGCAGGGGACGGGACAGGCCAGGUCUCAGGCUUUGAGGAACUUACAUGCCAUCGGAACUUGUCAGUGAACAAGUAAACAAACACAAUGACCUCACAAGCUGGUUAGGGCCCUGAGAAAACGGUGCCUCCUUCCUGCGAGAGGCAGAGUUUGCCAGGCAAGAAGCUGUUGAUGGCGAGCAUGAAGGGAAGCCACGGGUGGUGGUCACCUCUCACCUCUGCGUGUGGCAGACGGGACUGUUGCUUAAACCACAGUGGUUAGGAGCUCAGGCUCUGGAAUCAGGUUUUGGCCGAGACCCCCUAAGUUCAUGUUGGAACCACUGAGAGAAUAUGUCAAGUGUGUGUUUCACAGCGGGCCCUCGGUGUUGGCUAAAUUUGUGGUUUUAAGAAAUCCUGAGAACCGGAGGGCAGCCCUGGGAGAAGCCCUUCCCGGGGGCACUCGGAACCUUCUGGUCCAGAGGAGAAGGCGUUCCCCUCACCUGGACUUAUGACCCGCGGCUUUGCUCCCAGUCUGCCCACUGAGUUCCACAAGAUGGGCUCCUUCCGCAGGCCCAGGCCGCGUUUCAUGAGCUCCCCAGUGCUCAGCGAUCUGCCCCGGUUCCAAGCAGCCCGGCAGGCUCUGCAGCUCAGCUCCAACUCGGCCUGGAACAGCGUCCAGACUGCCGUGAUCAAUGUCUUCAAAGGAGGUGGCUUGCAAAGCAACGAGCUCUAUGCACUGAAUGAAAACAUCAGGAGGCUGCUGAAGAGUGAACUUGGAUCAUUCAUUACGGACUAUUUCCAGGCUUGUGAAUCUGUGCCGUCUGGUCUCAGAGGGGAGAGCUGGAUCCUGGUAUCUGUCUCCUGUUCAGUUGUUGCGAUACUGCCUGUCUUGUCUCUGGAAAAUUGCACGAACCAGCUUCUUGCAAAAGGCCUGUUGUUCGUGGAGGAGAAGAUUAAGCUGUGUGAAGGUGAAAAUCGCAUUGAGGCUCUGGCUGAAGUGUGGGACCACUUCUUCACUGAGACUCUCCCCACCCUGCAGGCAAUAUUUUAUCCAGUUCAGGGCCAGGAGCUGACCAUCCGUCAGAUCUCCCUGCUGGGCUUCCGUGACCUGGUGCUGCUGAAGGUGAAGCUGGGGGAUGUGCUGCUGCUGGCCCGGUCCCCACCGCCCCCGUCCAUUGUCCAGAUGCUGCUCAUCCUACAGAGUGUCCAUGAGCCCACGGGCCCCAGUGAGGGUUAUUUGCAGCUGGAGGAACUGGUGAAGCAAGUGGUGUCUCCCUUCCUGGGCAUCAGUGAGGACCGCGGUGUCUCGGGUCCCACGUACAUGGCGGCCAGACGCCACUCCAGGGUCCGGCCCAAGGUCGCGGUCCUGAGCUACGCCUGCCCGACGACUGCCCUCAGCCGGCCCCUGAAUGAGACAGCCCUGACCCCGCUGACGGAGCAGGAGGGGGAGGCCUAUCUGGAGAAGUGUGGCAGUGUGCGGCGGCACACGGUGGCCAACGCCCACUCGGACAUCCAGCUGCUGGCGAUGGCCUCCAUGAUGCACUCGGGCCUGGGUGAAGAGCCUGGCGGGGAGGACCAGUGCCUGCUCCUGCCGGCCAGCUUCUCGCCCCCGCACCGACAGUGCUCCAGCGAGCCCAACAUCACCGACAGCCCCGAUGGCCUGGAGCAGGGGACUGCGGGCAGCCAGGAGGACUCCGAGCUGAACUGUGCUUCCCUCAGUUGAACGCCCAGCCCCAGGACUUCCCAGCUCCGGCCUGCCACUGGCAUGAGAACGGCUCUAUCCCCGGGGUCAGUGGCGGGGGGCACACCAAGGGGCUCCUCCUGGAGGCCCAGUCCAAGUGCCCCGGUCGUGAACCUCUCCAUGUUCAUGACUGUGACCCCCUCUCUGCAGCCACACAGACCCAACUGCCUGAUGCUUUCUUUCUGCUUGCUUGACUCCGGAUACUCCUCUCUGGGCUCUUCCACCAGAUUAGUGCUGUCGGCUGUUCCCGACCAUAUCGCCCAGGGCCCCUGGCAUCAUGACAGCGUGAGGUCGGAUGAGCCGCCCACAAAGCUGGCAAGGAUGCGCUGGCCUCCGGAGCUCCCGUGUAGGGGCUUGUGAUGCGGGGCUCCUAGAGCGGUACCUCUCCUCCCCUGUUCUGCGCGGAGCGAGAGCAGGCAACAGCUCCUGCCGAACAGGACGCUGGGAACGCGCCUCCCUUAUUACGCUUUCGGAAUUCCUGGGAAGAGUUGACCCCGGUGGGUGAGGGUCCUUCUCACUUGUAUCCAGAUGCUACAUGCCACCUUUGGCUUUUGGUCCCAGGGGGCCACACGGCUGGAGAAACCCCCUCUUUGACAAAGCCUCAGCGCUCCCCUCUCCAGCCUCCUCCCAAGCACAAAGAACUAACCUCCCUGGUGGAGUAGCUGGUGCCUUUGUUCCUCUCUCAUUUCAGAAACUGACCAUUUUCCUGCUGUGGGGUUGUGGGGCCAGUGGAUGCCAACCAAGUAGUCUGUUCCUGGAUUUGACUUGAAUUUUUUAAAUGUGCAUUGUUUAAAAAAAAAAAAAUAGUUUGCAAAUAUUUGCACGUAGGAUCUUGCACUGCUCAUUUCCAAGGGGGUUUGUCUUCAAACUAGAAAAUAAACAACUCCCCCCUUAGGAAAGGAGCCUGGAAGUGGCUCAGGGUGCAGGCUGGGUGGUGGUUGGGGUUGGUCAGCUGCGGAGCGCUGGAAGCAGCCGGACUUGAAUCCAGGGUGGCCUGUGUUAGUGAGCAUCACGGUCUACAGCACCGAGGUGGGGAGCCUCAGUUUGCCUCGAGCAGAGGGUCGUGGUGAAUGGAAUGUCUCAGUGCUGUACAGCAGGGGAAGAUGAGGGAGAUGUGGGCAGGACCUUUUAGAGAGAUGUUCAUUCCCUGUGAUUGAAGAAGUGCCUGGAAUUUCUAACAUCUGAGCUCUCAACGUGCUGUUUGGGGCACCAGGCUUUGGUACUGUGCUGAAUCCUUGACACUGUUCCCUCCAGGUCUGGGCUCUUUGUCCAUCUGGAACCACUGUUCUCUGUAUUUGCCUGUUGGCCCCACUGGUAACAGCUCCAGAAAAAAAGAGAAGGCUCUCCUGAAUCCUUCUGGUACCUUCUAAGUGUCCUGUUAGUCUUUGGAAACUGUUAAUGAGGCACGAGCCAGCUUGGCUUCCAGUUUGGCAGGAGGUGGCUGGGAGGGGACAAGGACAGUGUGAGCCGCCGGCAGGGAACGAGGUCUUCUAAGUAUAUCUGAGCCUUGAUGGCACAUCCCUUCUGGGCGAAGAUCUGGACUAUGACCAGAGUCAUGCUUUGGAUGGCUUGUACUAUGGAAAGUUUGUUUUAAAAAGUUGUCUCAUUUUUAUUCUUCUAAGAGAAUGUGGAAGAGAAAUGUCCCAGGGAGAUCUUCGGAGAAUUUCAAACAAAAAGAAAUCAUCUCUGUGUCUGCAUUGGGUGAGGUCCACAAAUUGACUAAUGUGCAUUAGCAAUCUAGAACAUCCGUAAGUAACAGCGUGAUGGUUUCUUUGACUGGUGGUGUCUGUCCUUACUGGUACACUUAGCACUUGGGACUAGUAUUUAUUGAUCCAGGCAAAGUCAUUAAUCAUGCCUGGGUUUGCUUUUUUAGUUUACAACAUUCAUGAUAUAUACACUUUUAAAUGCCUUGUGUGUCUCCUUUAGGAGAACAGCAGUCAUGGGUUAAACGUGAGCUGUUAGGUGGAGAACCGGAGGGUCGGGAUAGCCCCCAUACACUCAACGGCUGAUGACUGUCAGCCAGUUGGCGAUUUCACCUUUGAUGUCCUGCCCGAUACUGCGCAGCGCCUAUUUCAGACUCUACGGAAAAAACGUUAUGUUUAUGGGCAUUUUAGCCAUCAGAGCUGUGGCGAGGGUGACAGCUGUAGUGUUUGUAAGCUCUUUUUCUCCCUUUGUGAGAUGAGGCUAGGAUCUCCUGGGGGCUGCGUUUUAAUGACAGGAAGCCAUCACGACUCCAAGCUCUGGGUGAGCUCACAACCCAAAAACGUUUCAUGUCGUCCGUUUCCAAAAUAGAUUCAAUAAACAUCGUUUUGUACACGUCA
Lutra lutra (Eurasian river otter) is the source of this 5172-nucleotide messenger RNA. RefSeq names its product proline rich 5 like (gene PRR5L). The transcript has 11 exons. The record is from RefSeq and is a predicted model, not a curated record. Gene Ontology annotation, biological process: TORC2 signaling. Bases 1619 to 2833 code for a protein of 404 amino acids. Lineage: Eukaryota; Metazoa; Chordata; Mammalia; Carnivora; Mustelidae. Gene Ontology annotation, cellular component: TORC2 complex.